AUGGCGUACUACGGAAUAACACGCAUUGAACAAGUGCCCGUUGAAGAAGACAUAAGGAGAGAGGGAGUAUUUAGUCAUGCAACCAUGGAAUAUAUUAAUUUAAUUGCAGGAUUACAACAGAGUCAUAUUCCCUUGAUAAUUCAUCCUGGGAAGAGAGUGAAGUCUAAGAGGGAAAUGCGGCAGAUUGAAGAGAAUUUAACGGAAACCAGGAAGCCACAGAAAGUGUCAGCACAAAAGAGGCCAUCAAAGACAGAGCGAAGAAAGAAGGCGCAAGUUGAAGAGAAAAUAAAGAAUGCACUUUCUGCAGCAGAAGACACAAGAGAAGGGAAGCCAAGACAUAAAAAGAAGGAAAGAGCAGCACAGAAGCUAGCGAAGAAGCAAAGACUUGGGAAGAGCAGAAGACACCAAGCAUCGAACAGACAAUAA
Nematocida ausubeli is the source of this 426-nucleotide messenger RNA. RefSeq lists its product as uncharacterized. The coding region runs from base 1 to 426 and encodes 141 amino acids. The transcript has a single exon. The record is from RefSeq and is a predicted model, not a curated record. NCBI's taxonomy places the organism in Eukaryota, Fungi, Microsporidia.